Symbiodinium sp. CCMP2456 is the source of this 3124-nucleotide messenger RNA. The record is from the annotation of a GenBank genome assembly. Lineage: Eukaryota; Dinophyceae; Suessiales; Symbiodiniaceae.
AUGGGAACUGCCGUCGACCAGGAGGUUAUCAGGUUCACAAAGGCUAUCAGCGCUUGCGGCAGGGCUUCGAGGUGGCAGGAAGCAUGCAGCCUCCUCGAAGAGAUGCAAGUGAAGUCGGUGUGGGGAAACACCUUCACUUACAACGCGGCCAUUGGUGCUUUGGGAAAGGGUCGGCAAUGGCAAAAAGCUCUGGGCCUUUUCUACGGUCUUCAAGCCGCGACCGUGGACAAGGAUCUGGUCUCCUACAACACCGCCAUCAAUGCAUGCAAAGACGCCGGGAGAUGGGCCGCGGCUUUGUCCCUGCUCUCCGAAGUGCUCUCCUGUGGCCUUCAAGCAGACCUCAUCACUUUCAAUGCUGCCAUCGGUGCUUGCGAGAAGUCGGGGCAGUGGCAGCCCGCCUUGCAACUGCUUCAAGCUUUAGAGGAUCGCAAGCUCGUACCCCAGGCCAUGACUUGGGUUGGGCUCAUCAGCGCUUGCAGCCGUGCAGGGCUCUGGAUGGAGGCUCUUGGCUAUUUGUCUCGGCACUUGACCGACGAGCCGCAGUCUCCCAGCGCCAUCGUGUACAGCGUGACCAUCAGCGCCUGCGACAAGGCCGGCCAGUGGCAGCAGGCACUGUCAUUGCUGACGCAGUUGGAGCAGCAAAGCUUGGAGAAGAACGUGGUGUGCCAAAACGCGGCGAUGAGUGCUUGCGUCAAGUGCACCAUGUGGCCGCUGGCUGUGCAGCUGUUCGCGGAUCUCAAAGCUAAAGCGAGCGUGGUGUCUUACAACACUGCCAUCGCUGCCUAUGAUCGUGGAGGCCAGUGGCACAUCGCGCUGGCCAUCUUUGCCGAGCUGUUGACCAGCCGGGCACAGCCAGAUCUCGUGUCCUUCAACACUGCAAUUAAUGCAUGCAAGGAGGGCCACGCUGCUGAAGCGAGAUUGCUCUACAUGCAGCUCCGAGAAUUCAAGCUGAAGGCAGAUGCCAUCACUUGCACGUCCUUGAUCACCGCCUGUGCGUCUGAAUGGCGACAUGCGCUGGCCUUCCUGGCAGAGUUCUACAGCACCAGAAGCCCUGAUGUCUUCACAACCAGCGCUGCUGUGAGUGCCUGCGCAGAGGGCCUGGAAUGGAAGAGGUCUUUGCAGCUCUUCGCGGACUUUCAGGAGUCGGGCGCGGAGGCCAACAUCGUGUUGUACAACGCCGCGAUCAGCGCGGCGGCCCGUGUGCGCCACUGGCGCGGGGCACUGGCCCUCAUGCUGGACCUUCGUCGCGCCGAUUUAGGGCCGAACGAGGAAUCUGUGGAGACCUGCAGCCAGUGCGGAGCCAGUAUGGUGCUUCGCCGGAAGUAUGUCGUCCAGAAGGUGCAGCCUCCCUGCGACGCAUGCAUGGGGAAAGGCUCCACAGAGGCCUGGCGACUUUUCGGCUCCGGGGAGCAGACACCCUGCAAACAGUGUGACGGAUCCGGGCUUUCGCCUGAGGUGGAAGAGAAGGCGGUUGCAGCGUGGGAGGAGGUAAAUCCUCACAAGUGCACCUACACACGGGAAGUGGCGAUGAGACACACGAUCACCACCGCCGGCGACGUGCACCGGUGCGCCAUGGACGUGUGGAACUGUGCCAGCUGCCAAGGGUGCCUCGGGCCUUGUGGCUUGGAGGUGACAUUCAGCGCCGCGAUCUCUGCAUGCUCAGAUCCCGGCUUGUGGCGCUGGGCCCUCUGCCUCUUCGAGCAUAGCCGAGGAACGGCCACGGGAGCCAACACCGUGGUGUACACUGCAACUAUGUCAGCCUGCGCCCAGCAGUCACUUUGGCGACACUCAUUGGUUCUGGCUUGCGAAAUGAUUACGGAUGGCUUGCCACUGGAUACCAGUGCAUACAACUCCCUUAUCACCGCGUUCACUGCAGGCGAGCAGUGGCAGCGCUCCCUUGACCUCUUCGGCGACAUGCGUAGCAUGGACUUGCAGGCUGAUGGCGUGUCCUACGGAGCUGCCAUCAAAGCCUGCGAGAAUGGUCAGCACUGGGAGCUCGCACUCAGCUUGCUGGCAGAGUCGGAAGCAAGGUCCUUCCAGCCAGACCUGAUCGCCUGCAGCGCUGCGCUGAGUGCCUGCGAGAAAGGAGCGCAGUGGGAGUCAGCCUUGGGGCUGCUCUCGGAGAUGGCCGAGAGGGAGCUGGCCAUGGACGUGGUUGCCUGCUCCGCGGCGAUCAGUGCCUGUGAAAAGAACAGCCGCUGGCAGGAGGGACUGCAACUGCUAUCCAACUUCCAGUACAGCUACGGGGAAGGCGAUCGCAUCAGCUACAACGCGCUCAUCAGCGCUUGCUGCAAGGGUUUAGUGGCAAGCAUAGCCCUCGAGCUUCUGGAGGAAAUGGACCACCUGUGGACAAGGCCGGAUGGUGUCACGUUUGAUGUCACGAUCCGUGCGCUCGCCGACCUCGCUAAAUGGCAACGUGCACUCACCCUCUUCGAGGAGAUGGUCUCCAGGGACGUGCAGGCCGAUGCCAUCGCCUUGAGCGCGGCCAUAGCAGCGUGUGAGAAUGCCGCGAGGCAGCCUUCUGGCCUGCUGCCACUGUUCUCGGGCUUGGAAGAAGGUGGGCUCCACGCGAUCCACUGCGGCUUUCGUGCGACCGAGGAGAAAAGAGAGCGGGGUCGGCGGGUCGUAAGGGACUCGCCCAUCAUCAACGUGCGCUUGGCUAUCGGGGCUUCUUUUGGCUUCGUGAGGCUCGCAGAUGCCAGGCUGGCAAGCACUGCGGUCGCGAUGGAGGAGAUUGUGGUGCACGGGAGGAAGGUGCUCAUUUGCCGGCCAAGCAGCUUCAAGCACGAUGAGGGCGUGGAGGAGCCGUUGGACUUGAAAAGAGCUGUGCUGAAGCCGCCACCACCUCCAAUGCAACCGCCGCCCGCGCCGAAGGAGGAGAGUCAGGCGAUCUUGGACGUCUCUCCGCCUCCACCUCCGAUGGUGCCAUCGACAGGGCCACAAUCAAACUGCCGACUGUGGAUUGGCAACCUCCCGAGCCGCCAUACCCUGAGCCAGCUCAGCGACGACGAAGAUGACGGGCAGAACGGGCAGCCGAGCUCCAAGGAGACCCGCCUCUUGCGGCACCUGGACCGUCACGUGGCUGGCCUGGCCAUGUCUUUGCCCGGCUACGAUCUGGAAGAAG